AUGAGUUCCACAUCGCCUGCAUCUGAAAACGAAACCACACAACCCUCACAAACGCCGCCGAUCGAGACGCAGUACAAUUCUGAAGAUGACCUCUACCCCGACGUUCCGUCCUCUGCAGCGAACGCUCGCCCCGCUCGCAGCAAGAAAACUCCAAAGAAGGGAUUGAAGCAUCCAUCGUCAAAAGGCAAGGCCAAGGACACCUCUGACGAGGAAGACACAGGCGGUGGCCAUUGCUACUUGCUGGACCUUCCCUCGGAUGUCCUCCACCUGCUCCUAGUCCGCCUCCCACCUCGCAGCCUCCUACAGCUGGGAGCGACCUGCAAGCUGCUCAAUGAAAUGCUAGAGAGUGAGGCUGUCUGGCGUCGCUGCUACAUCAACAGGUUCCUGUACGAUGGAGCCGCAAACUCGAGUCGUGAAAGGGAGGAGAUCCGCGUUCUCGUGCAAGGAUGUAAAGGCGUCGGCGGACGCGGUUGGAAGAAAGAGGCACUGUCUCGCGAGGCCAUGAUUGAGCGCUGGAUGGCUUCUAAGUCUCCCAAUCUCGCCCAUAUGCCAAUGGUCGUGAUGGUGCACUCGAUGUCGCUGUCCUAUCCUCCGAACCUGAAUACAAAGCGCGGUAUUCCAGGCAAGGUCUCGGGAGGCUCUGGAUCUGGUGCUGCCUCGCCUUCCCCCUCGACACCCACCCCUGGCCAGAAACUCUCGCAUCGCCAAAAGUACGAGGCUAUGAUUGCCGUCUCUACCCGCCCUCCCCCCGUGCUUUACAGUGCUGGUAUGGAAGUCGGAGCUCUCGUGAAGAGUGACCCAAUCACUGGGAAGGUGUCGAAGGGCUUCUGGGGUCCGGGUCCCGAUGCUAUCUUCAUGCCGAAGCGUUCCCAGACUCACAUCCUGUGGGGUCUCAUUACCGGGUUAACUGUCCACACAACGAUUCAGUCGCGAUCCCACGCAACCCAUGGCGGCCGUGCGACAUCGGAUAACGUGACCUCGGCCAUCGACGACAUGCAUGAAGGAGCCAUCGUCUCUAUUCAUCAGCCAGAGUCAACAGGUACCGAUCCUCUAAAGUGGGUCACUGGUGGUGAUGACGGCCGUCUCAAGUACUGGCGUCUUAACCCUGGUACGGGACGCAGCGGAAAGAAGAGCGCAACGGACGUACCGGCGACGAUCACGUGUGUCUUCUCUUCCGAGCCUGUCGAGGAGCCCAUUGUCGAGCGUGUAGAGGAGAGCCGCCUUCGACAGAUGGCGCAUCCAGACGCCAUCAUCAAGGUUGCAUGUGACGUGGAGAAGGACGUUGUCUGCGGAGUCACAGAGGACGGCGAUCUGCGACUGUGGUUCAACGCGUCAACUGCUCCUCGCGAAGUUCGCGUAGACGUUGGCUCGGAACGAGAGCUCAGCGGAGUUCGGCAGCUGGAGCUCUUCUGCCGCGAGACGAAGGACGGAUUGGUCGCUUCGGUUUUGAUCCAUCACCGCAAGAACGCGAUGUUCGCUCGGUACGAUAUCUCUCUCAACGACAAUGGCAAGGAAACGAUCAGGACGAUCUUCUACAGCACCCCAGCCGAGGCACCUAUCACAGCUAUCAACGCCAAUCUUCUCCCCGUGCCGAGCAUCUCAAAGCCUCCCAAGGCUGAGCAGAGCAUGUUCGCCCGUAUCAUUACCCCGGCGUCCGCCUCUGCCAGCGCAUCGGGUGUCACAUCCCCCCUGUUGUCGCCGGACCCCGAGCCGAAGAAGAUACAGGAUGAACCCCACUUUGGCGGAUUCAUCAUGGGUGGCGACAAUGACGGCUAUGCUUACAUCUGGGAGUGGGAUGGCGUGCCUUACAACGACGUGAUCCAGCCGAUGAGGAGCUGGCAAGCUGCCGAGGGGCGUAUUACCGCCGUAGAGUACUCCUGCGGCAUUGCGGCCACGGGAAGGUAA
Molecule: messenger RNA, 1905 nt
Organism: Trichosporon asahii var. asahii CBS 2479
Lineage: Eukaryota; Fungi; Basidiomycota; Tremellomycetes; Trichosporonales; Trichosporonaceae
Exons: 4
Coding region: 1-1905 (634 amino acids)
Molecular function (GO): protein binding
Source: RefSeq, a predicted model, not a curated record